CAAAGCAUGAGAGGCAGCCGACCAAAGAGCAAGUGACAGCACAGACGGCCGGUUUAAAAGAUCUGGCCAUUUGUGUAUGGUCUUGUGUAAAAAAAGAGAGGUUUUUAAAGGGAAAACGAAGAAUGAAAUUUACCACCCUCUUUUUGUGUCUGAUAUUCUACCAGUUGCGGUUUUCAGAAACUGCCAGCGAAACAGCGGAUGGUGCUAAGGGGAAAACUAGAACUGUAUCAACUUUACUAAAUGCCAAAUGGAAUGCAACACCGAUAGCCUUGGAAAUUGCGGAAUUUUUGAAUGACGAGGAUCCGUCAUAUUUCUGGUCGUUUCUUGAAGAUCUGUCUCUGAAUACCAAUGAGUAUUAUGAAAAAACUGACAAGGGCAAAUAUGAAGUUCUUGUGGAUCUCUCACGAAAAUACCUGUCUGAGGCUCAAGUGUCCCUCAUGAAAUUUUCAUUAGGGUUGCAUGUUUAUUCUCCCAAACUUGAAAUGUUUCAGCAAAUUGCAAUGGUACAAGGCGUGCCUGAGCAAAAAUGUGAGGCAGUUGCCGAAAUCAAUGGUAAAUUGACAUGUGAUCCAAGUCUUAUUAAAGCAUUGCUGAAUGAAAAGCCAAAGAGUCCAGAAUUGUACAAGCUGGAUCACCAAUAUCCUGGUAAAAUGUCGAAGAAUAGACCAGUAGUCAUUCUUUAUGGUGAGAUAGGGUCCAAAAUAUUGACAGAGUUCCACCAUACACUCAAACCACUGUCAGUGUCAGGAGAAAUCAUAUACAUCAUGAGGCACUAUAUAAGUGACCGCAAAGGAACUAAAAUUAGGCUCUCUGGAUACGGUGUUGAACUUCAAAUAAAAUCAACCGAAUACAAGGCGCAAGACGAUACUAAAGUCACUGCAGAGCAAAGCGGAGCUCCAGGCGAUGAAGGAGCAAGCCAACAAGUUGAAGAUGAAGACGUCGAUAUUGAAGGCUUCCUAUUCAGUAAGCUGAAAGUACUCAAUCCAGACCUGGCCCCUAAACUGGACAAAUUAAAACAAGCGCUGCUAGACGAGUCCCAAGAACUGGCACCUCUUAAAGUAUGGCAACUACAAGAACUCAGUUUGCAAGCCGCUGAACGCAUCCUUAGUGCUGCUAAAGACGAAUCUCUCAAAAUUAUGGCACAACUAGCACAGAACUUUCCUCUAUUGGCACGUUCUUUAGUCCGUACCACUGUUCGACCAGCGCUAAAAGCGGAAAUUAAACGCAAUCAACAGAGGUUCGCCAAUGAUUUGAGUCUUCAACCAUCUGAAGCUGCGCUUUUUAUCAAUGGUCAACACUUUAGUGUUGACACGAUGGAUAUGUUCACGCUGUUUGAACAAUUGAGAGAAGAAGUCAAACUUGUAGAGGGACUACACAAAAUUGGUGUUCCAUCCCAAUACGUCAGUUCUUUGCUAUCUUUGGAUCUGAGCCCACCGUCGCGCCAAUACGCUGUUGACAUUCGAGACAGCGCCGUGUUAUUCGUGAAUGACAUAGAAAAGGAUCCGCAAUAUAAACGCUGGAGUCCCAACAUUCAAGAUCUAUUACGGCCUAGUUAUCCAGGAGCCCUGCGAAGUAUCCGACGAAACAUGUACAACCUGGUUCUGGUUGUGGAUCCUUUGCUUGAUGAAGCUCGUUCACUUAUUAAAUUGGCAGAAUCUUUUGUUGUUCACAAUGCCCCUCUACGUGUUGGCCUAGUUAUGGCCGUCAAUUCAGACCCGAAACUCUCGGGACGCGAUGAUCCAGGGGUAGCCAUUCUCAAUGCAUUUAACUACGUAGCUCAACGCACCCACGCUACGGACGGAUUGAGUUUUAUUACGGACUUAUUCGCCGUCGUAGACGAUAAAAGCAUCACAGUAGAUGACGUUGGGAAGUUAUUGAAGAAAAAGUUUAGCGCCGACUUGGAAGAGGUCCUUGGAGAAGACUCAGACUAUGACGUUGGCCGGCAAUUGACCAAAGAUUUCCUCCGCCGCACAGGAUUCAGAAAAUUGCCGCAAGUACUCCUGAACGGCGUUGCCCUUGACGAAAAUUCAUUAAAUGCCGAUGAAUUUGAAGAGGCUGUGCUAACAGAACUCAUGCGACAGACUUCCUCGCUGCAAAAGGCACUAUUCCGAGGUGAAAUGAAAGAGGACGAUAAUGUAAUUGAUUUCUUGAUGGGGCAGCCAAAUGUAAUGCCUCGCCUAAACGAUCGCGUCUUAUCAAUGUCGACCAAAUAUUUGGAUAUGACUGGUGUUGUGGAAAGUGGAAUCAGAGAUCUCAGUUCUUUGUCAUCUCAUCAGCUUAUUGCCGCCUUCACUGAUUCGAUAGCCUAUGUAUCGUCAAACACCAAAGCAUUGACGCCCAUUACUCUUUGGCUUGUGACGGAUGUCACUCAAUCGGCUGGCCGAGAGCUGGUUCAAAACGCUUUGGAAUAUGUGCAAAAUUCGAGGUUGAUCCGCCUCAGCUUGGUUCAUAACCUGCAGACGUUGUCGGAUCCUGCCAGCCACUAUAUCGAUACUAUCAAUGCUGCCUUGACGUCUAAUGACAUGAAAUUACUCAACAAACUGCUGAAAACUGAAAAUGCUGAAGCUUUCAUCAUGGGAACUAAAACCGCUUCUGAGUUUGGAGUGGAGCCAACGCAGAAAAGUUCUUUCGGUUUAAAAUUGCACGAGCUCGUUGCUGGGCGCGUUCUCGAAUUCCAACCUGGACAACGUGGUUUGAUUGCAAACGGGCGUGUUAUUGGACCAUUUGAUGACGAUGAGGAUUUUAGCUCUGAUGACGUAGCUUUGUUAGAAAAACAUACUAUGUCAACUUCCGGCGAAAAGAUUCUUCAGUUCACACAAGACCUUCCACAGCUUCACAGCAGUGACCUUAUGAUGAAAGUAGCAGGUCUGCUCAUGUCCAGCGCAUCCGGAACGACACCCAAGACUCGUCAUAACAUUGACGAGCGCGGAAGCGAGUUAAGUUUGCUCCAUUUCCCACCAAAAAUGAGCGAUUCCCCAUUCAUUGACAUCACUGCAGUCGUAGAUCCGCUUUCCCUCGGGGCUCAAAAAUUGGCUCCCUUGCUGCUUGUUUUACAAGAGGUGCUGAAUUGCCGCGUUAGGGUCUUCAUGAAUUGCGUAGAGAAAAACAGCGAAAUGCCGUUGAAAAGCUUCUAUCGUUUGGUGCUCGAACCAGACCUCAUGUUUGGGGCUGAUGAACGCCAGCUGGCUGGCCCUAUAGCUAAAUUCGGUAUCCUACCCGUCGGCGCUUUGCUUACUCAGGGUAUGCAGGUCCCUGAUAAUUGGUUGGUUGAAUCUGUUUGGAGCCCUUACGAUUUGGACAACAUUCGGCUGCGCGAUGUCGAAACUGAUGUACACAGCGAAUACGAGUUGGAACAUUUGAUCUUGGAGGGUCAUUGUUUCGAUUCCCAUUCAGGCUCACCUCCACGAGGCCUACAGCUAACGCUGGGCACACCUGUUGAUCCUUUGAUGGUCGAUACGAUUGUUAUGGCCAACUUAGGUUAUUUGCAGCUGAAGGCCAAUCCAGGCUCGUGGAUAUUGCGGCUUCGAGAAGGCCGCUCAAGCGAAAUCUACGAUAUCGUUUCUCACGAAGGAACUGACACACCAAGUUCCGGUGGCAGUGGGGACAUCCAUGUGCUAAUCAGCUCAUUUAAAUCCCACGUCCUUAAGUUAAAGGUGGCCAAGAAGUCGGGCAAACAACAAAUGGACUUGCUCUCGUCUGAUGAUGAAGAAAAUGGCGGUUUAUGGAACUCGAUCACUAGCACCUUUUCUUCCAAAUCGAAUGAUGAUGACGAAGAUAAGCUCAACAUCUUUUCUUUGGCGUCUGGACAUCUCUACGAGCGUUUCAUCCGCAUUAUGAUGCUUAGUGUAUUAAAGCACACCAAGACGCCCGUCAAGUUCUGGUUCCUCAAGCAAUACCUCUCACCAACCCUGAAAGAUUUCUUACCGCACAUGGCUGCCCAGUACGGAUUUGAAUAUGAGCUCGUUCAGUACAAAUGGCCUCGCUGGCUCCACCAACAGAAGGAAAAACAACGUAUCAUCUGGGGAUACAAAAUUCUUUUCCUCGACGUCCUCUUCCCACUUUCUGUCAAGAAAAUUAUUUUCGUCGAUGCUGAUCAGAUCGUCCGUGCUGAUUUGAAAGAAUUGAGAGAUCUUGAUUUGGGCGGAGCACCCUACGGUUAUACGCCGUUCUGUGAUAGCCGCCGCGAGAUGGACGGGUUCCGCUUUUGGAAAUCUGGCUACUGGAGAAACCAUCUGCAAGGACGCAAGUACCACAUUUCUGCCUUGUACGUCGUCGACCUGAAACGAUUCCGGAAAAUCGCUGCGGGAGACAGACUGAGAGGGCAGUACCAAGCGCUGAGUCAGGAUCCCAACAGUUUGUCCAAUCUGGAUCAAGAUCUACCCAACAACAUGAUCCACCAAGUGCCAAUCAAGUCCCUACCGCAAGAAUGGCUGUGGUGCGAGACUUGGUGCGACGACACGUCGAAGCGCAAGGCCAAGACAAUCGAUCUGUGCAAUAAUCCGCAGACGAAAGAGGCGAAAUUGGAUGCUGCCGUGCGCAUCGUAGCCGAAUGGAACGAUUACGACACGGAGAUCAAGAUGAUCCAAGAGGAACUCGCCCGCAAUCGGACGGAACAGCAGCGCCAACACGAUCCUUCCGAGUUCUAAAUGAAUAAAUUUCCUCUUAUUCAUACCCAGGGUUUCCCGAGUCAUGGAAAACAGUGACCCAUUGUCUGGCUUGUACAUGUGAGAAAUGUCAUGGCGCUAAUAAGACGAACUAACAAGGUU
Messenger RNA from Daphnia carinata, 4766 nucleotides. It is a transcript of the gene Uggt, whose product is annotated as UDP-glucose:glycoprotein glucosyltransferase 1-like. The coding region runs from base 123 to 4646 and encodes 1507 amino acids. The transcript has 11 exons. Gene Ontology annotation, cellular component: endoplasmic reticulum. Gene Ontology annotation, molecular function: UDP-glucose:glycoprotein glucosyltransferase activity. The record is from RefSeq and is a predicted model, not a curated record. NCBI's taxonomy places the organism in Eukaryota, Metazoa, Arthropoda, Branchiopoda, Diplostraca, Daphniidae.